Messenger RNA from Colias croceus (clouded yellow), 717 nucleotides. RefSeq lists its product as uncharacterized. Gene Ontology annotation, molecular function: nucleic acid binding. The record is from RefSeq and is a predicted model, not a curated record. Bases 1 to 717 code for a protein of 238 amino acids. The transcript has a single exon. NCBI's taxonomy places the organism in Eukaryota, Metazoa, Arthropoda, Insecta, Lepidoptera, Pieridae.
AUGGAAAAAGAGCAAUAUUGUUCGGUGAUUCGAUUCCUAUUUUUGGACGGGAAAGAGCGUAUCGAAAUCAAAGGCCGCUUGGAUGCUGUGUACGGUGACUCUUCUCCAUCGAUAGCCACCCUCAAGAAUUGCUUCAACGAGUUUGCACGUGGCCGUACGUCGGUUUUUGAUGAACCACGUCCAGGUGCACCAAAAACAGCUGCUACGGAUGAAAACAUUAAAAAAAUCCAUGAUCUCGUAUUGACAGAUCGCCGAUUGAAGGUUCGGGAGCUAGCUGAGACUGUAGGCAUUUCAGAAGGAACAGUCAAUCAUAUUCUUCACGAGGAACUCGGCAUGAGAAAGCUGUCGGCGCGAUGGGUUCCGCAUUUACUCACACCGGAAAACAAGCGCAACAGUGAGCCCACGUCGGAGACGUGUUUGGCGUUGUUUAAGCGGAAUCCAGGGGAGUUUUUGCGUCGUUUUGUGACAGUCGAUGAAACCUGGAUUCACUGGUACACACCAGAGACCAAGGAGCAAUCAAAACAAUGGAUCCAGACCGGGGAACGUACUCCAAAGAAGGCGAAAACUGUAAAAUCGGCCACAAAAGUUAUGGCCACCAUUUUCUGGGAUUCACAAGGAGUUGUCUACAUCGAUUACCUCGAGAAGGGUAAACCAAUUACAGGGCUUUACUAUGCCAAUUUAUUGGACCGAUUCGACGCCGAAUUAAAGAAAAAAUGA